This is a messenger RNA of Centruroides sculpturatus (bark scorpion), 2286 nucleotides long. RefSeq lists its product as uncharacterized. The record is from RefSeq and is a predicted model, not a curated record. The coding region runs from base 253 to 2286 and encodes 677 amino acids. The transcript is spliced from 7 exons. NCBI's taxonomy places the organism in Eukaryota, Metazoa, Arthropoda, Arachnida, Scorpiones, Buthidae.
CAUAAAUUUUAUAUACGUUGGAAAUAUACAGUCAGAUGAUAGCGAAUGCAAGUUCUUAGAGACCUUUCGCCAUUAAAAAACCCCAGAACACAGCUUAAAAAAACGCGGGCUUCUAUCUUUCCCGCUAGGGGCGCCCCGACAUUAAUAAAACGCGCUAACAAUAUAAUUUCAACAAUUGUAAAAUCCAAUUGUUGAUUAGAAGCGAUUGUUUUCGGACGCAAUUUUUUUCGAAAGCGAGAUAUUUUUGCCAAAAUGAAUGCUGAAAAUUUUCAGUGCUUUUCUAAUGAAAUUUAUUCGUUAUUUGGAUAUGACAAUUAUGUUGUGUAUGCUUAUCAAUAUACAAUAUUCUAUGUACCGUAUGAAUUAUGGUCAGGAAUGCCUGGAUAUGGGCCUAAUACAGAAUGCCCACAAAGUGGAAUACCUUCAGAAUAUUAUGGAUAUGGGCCGCAAUCGGACAUAAAUCAACAGUGGCCGGGUCCAGAAUAUUAUGUAUAUGGACCGUAUGAAAAUGGGACAUAUUCACAAAAUAUUGAAUAUGGGCCGCAAGUGGAUAUAAAUCAACAGUGGCCAGGUCCAGAAUAUUAUAUAUAUGGACCGUAUCAAAAUAUAUAUGAAAAUGGGCCAGAUUCACAAAAUAUUGGAUAUAGAUCGCAAGUGGAUAUAAAUCAACAGUGGCCGGGUCCAGAAUAUUAUAUAUAUGGACCGUAUCAAAAUAUAUAUGAAAAUGGGCCAGAUUCACAAAUUGUUGGAUAUGGUCCGCAAGUGGAUAUAAAUCAACAGUGGCCGGGUCCAGAAUAUUAUAUAUAUGGGCCGUAUCAAAAUAUAUAUGAAAAUGGGCCAAAUUCACAAAAUGUUGGAUAUGGACCGCAACCGGACACAAAUCAACACUUGCCGGAAAUAGAAAAUUUCGGAAAUGGGCCACACUCAAAUUUAAACGAACAUUGGCCUGCCCCAGAAAUUAUUAAUUGUGGGCCUCAACCAGAUGUAACUGAAAAUUGGCUAACUGCGGAAAUAAGCGUGUAUGAACCGCUGGCAGAACUCCAGCAGCCCUCGCUCCCAACACAAAUGCUGGAACAUUGUCCGGAGCCAGAGUUACUUGAAGAUGGAAAGAUGCCAUCUAUACUUACCGAAUACGAAGAACCAACAGAGUUUCCCAGAUAUGAGUCAGCAGCUCUUAAUUCUGUAAAUGCAGUAGAACAAAACCACUUUUCAUCAGAAACGAUUCAUCAGCUACAAAAAGUUUGUGGGUUUCAAAUGCAAGACUCUAAUCAAAGUGAAAUGACUGAAACUUGUUUGGAUGAUAACAGUUCUUCGGAAUGUGUUAAUAAUUCGAAGAAAGACUUUACAAAAGACAAACAUAAUAAACUCUCUGAAAAUACAAUUACAAACAGCGAAAAUGAAGAUACGUUUAGUAAAUUCAACGCUACAGAAGAGUCUCCAAGUAAGAACGUGCCAGAAACUCCAUUGUCUCCAGCACAAAUCACAUCGAUUGUAAACGGCAGUUAUACACUACGACCGUUAUAUAGAGCGUUUCUGGAGCUGGAAGAAAAUUCGUUAGUAUGUGAAGUAAUAUACGAAGAGGAGGAGCUUGACUAUGAAGAUGCUCUGUCCGAAACUGAUUAUAGCACGGAAUCAGAUACGAUGUCAAUUGAAGGUGACGUUCCUGAUACCACAAACGAAAACAAAGUAUCUGACGAUUGUACUAUGUAUCAAAAUGUUAUAAUAGUUCGAGGUCAUUUGCCGGUUCGCCAAACAUGUGAAUUAGUAUUUAUCAGCCCAACAUCGUCUUCUGUUUAUGUCGAAUCAGACAAAUCUGAUUUAACAACAGAAAUGUACGAAAUUUGUGACGAAUUACCUGCGGAAAAUGACAAAAACCUUGCAGACGAAUUUUCUUCGGUGGAUAAUUCUACAAAAAUAAUUGAAGAAAAUUUAAUUAAAGAAUUAUCUGAUACAAGUGAAGAAAUAUCGAAAAAUGAAACUGUCGCCAUUAAAUUAAAUGAAAAUCAAUUUGAUCUAAAUAUAAAAGUUUCAAAAACUAAUGAAAACGCCGUAGGAGAUGAAAUCGGAUUAGAAAAAUUUGAUGAAGAAAAUCAUAAGCAAGACGAAAAAGACACAAACCAAAUCUUAAAUAAAACAGAUUUGGAAGAAAUCAAAUAUGGUGGAUCUGAAUGUUUAGCCAAGCCACAAACGGAAAAGAAAGGCGUAACAAGAUGCCUGGACGUGUUCAGACGUGUUCUCCGCAGGUUUGGAGAUUUACUUUUUCCUUGCUUGAGACGGAAAAUGUAA